This is a messenger RNA of Hypanus sabinus (Atlantic stingray), 1909 nucleotides long. RefSeq names its product gastrula zinc finger protein xLCGF3.1-like. The transcript is spliced from 2 exons. The record is from RefSeq and is a predicted model, not a curated record. Gene Ontology annotation, molecular function: RNA polymerase II cis-regulatory region sequence-specific DNA binding; DNA-binding transcription factor activity, RNA polymerase II-specific. Gene Ontology annotation, biological process: regulation of transcription by RNA polymerase II. Gene Ontology annotation, cellular component: nucleus. Bases 1511 to 1909 code for a protein of 132 amino acids. NCBI's taxonomy places the organism in Eukaryota, Metazoa, Chordata, Chondrichthyes, Myliobatiformes, Dasyatidae.
UUCAGUGUUUGAACUGUGUUUGCAAAUUCCUCCUUGCUGUCACCUGUCUGUCAGACAGUGGAAAUCAAACAGACACUCAGGUUACUGGAGAUCUGCACAAAAAUGAUAAAUUUUGAAUCCAUUCUGACAAAUGAUUGUGAACCUGAAUCUUUAAAUUUGUUGCUAUCCCCACAGCAGUUCCUUACUUUUGAGGGAUUUUGGUGAAUCCAGUUUCUUUUUAUUGCUUUCACUCUGGAAUGGUUUAAAUCUCCUGAUUGUCUGUUAUGAUUGGGAUUGUGUUCAGUGCAGUUGUUGCUAACAAGGUACACGUGAAUAAUCUCAGGGAUGAUGGGCUUUAUGUAUGAGGAGCAUUUGAUGGUUCUGGACCUGUGCUCAAUGGAGUUCAGAGGGACGGUGGGAGUUGCGGAGGGAUGUGUGGUUAAGUAAACCUACCGAAUGCUGGAAAGCCUGGAUACAGUGGACAUGGAAAGGAUGUUUCCAUUAGACAGAGAGUCUGUGAUCUGACAGCACAGGCUCAGAAUAAAGAUACUUCCCUUCAAAACUGUGAUGAGAAAAACAAUUUCAGCCAAAAGAUGACUGAUCUGUGGAAUUUGUUGUCAUAGAGGUUGGUUGAGGCUGCUAUUUGGGUAUAUUUAUGACAGAGAUUAAUAUAUUGAUGAUUGCUAAGUAGGUUCAGGGUUACAGAAGGAAGGCAGGAAUAUGGUGUUGGAAUAAAUCUCCGCCAUGGUUGAGUGGUGGAGCAGACUCGAUAGAUCGAAUCAUCUAAUUCUGUCCCGACAUCUCAUAUCUUACCAUGACUGAACAAUGACUCCUUCCUAUCCCAUAUCAGGUUCGGUGACGUGUCAGGGACAAUUACAGAUUUGUUCACUGAGACCGUUAUAUUUGUCUUCAAUGUUUAGAUUUCAGCAAGCAGAAAUAUUUUGUUCUCAUUUGUAUUGUUAACAUGCUUCAUUAUCGUUCGUGUUAAAGUUAGACCUGCGGUGAGAGAUUUAUUGGAAGAAAUACCCACAACUGGAAGCAAACCACGAAUGAAGAUGAGGGAGCAGCAGCAAGCGAACCAGCACGAGGACUGAGAGCACCGACUAGAGAGAAACCCUUUUGACUCAGGGUUUCCAUUGAUUCAGUCGGGAACAAGUCUGGUGAAAAACGACAAGGAAUUUGUCUAUGGGAAUUCAAACACAACACACCAGUUUUGCUGUCUCUGCCCAGAUACUUAAGAAGUGGAGCAAGGGAUUGAAUCGACCAUCCUUCCUACUCAGACGGUGGAGAGGGUUUCAGUCGAUCAUCUGACCGACUGGCAUGCCCCUCAUUUUACGCAGGGGAAAGGUCGUUCGCCUGUUCAGACAGUGGGAAUGGAUUCACUCGGUCAAAUCAAUUGAAGGUACAUCAGUGAGUUUGCACGCGGGCAAGGCCAUUCACCUGUUAUGUCAGGCUUCACUGGCAUUCACACCGGCAGAAGCUGGUCAUCUGUUGAAUUUGUGGGGAAGAAAUCACUCGGUCACCUGACCUAAUGGCUCACCAGCGAGUUCACACCAGGGAGCAGCUGUUCACCUGCAUGGACUGUGGGAAGGGAUUCACUUCUUCAUCUCAACUGAAGCUACAUCAGCGAAUUCACACUGGGGAGAAGCCGUUCACCUGCUCAGACUGUGGGAAGACAUUCACUCAGUCAUCCCACCUAAAGAGACACCAGAGUGUACACACUGGAGAGAAGCCAUUCACCUGUUCAGUCUGUGAGAAGGGAUUCAUUCAAUCAUCUGACCUACAGAUACACCAGACAGUUCACACUGGGGAGAGGCUAUUCACCUGCUCAAUCUGUGGGAAGACAUUCAGUCAGUCAUCCUACCUACAAAGACACCAGCGAGUUCACACCGGGGAGAAGCCUUUCACCUGCUCAGAAUGUGGGAAGUGA